ACCAGAGAAUCAGACAAGAACUUGACCUUAUUCUUUAAAACAUAAUAAAAAUAAAGCAAUUGGACCCGAAAUUUCGCAAAAUCUCAUAAAUUAAGUAUCUUAAACAACGCAUAACCCGCACAUGAAUGGCAGCCACGCGUAUCUUUGAACUAUUUUUUCUGCAUAAAUAAUAAACAACAUCAUUAACGUAACAUAACAAAGAAAAGAAAUCCGUCAGGUUAUUGUUUUCUGUUUUUGUCAGGGCCUCCGGUUCUUGCCGUUGGCUUUGGUCGGAGAAAACAAACCCAAUUCUGCCGUUUUGAAACUAACACCUGUUUUGCAGUACGCGGCAGUAAGUUUGUUCCGCCUCCGGUUAUAGCCAACAGCGAAAAAACUUCACAAAAUUAAAAACCAAAAGGAAAAAAAAAAAAAAGACCUGACUCUUCUUUUUACCUAUGACUUACCUACCUUUUACAUUGCUAUUUAUCAACUUAAUUUUCACAUUCCCUUUUGAAUAAAUAUUGUAUCUUGAUUUGAUUCAAUGGCGGACGAUAUCUCGGAUUCAGUUGUAUGGUUGCAUGGCGAUCUUGAUUUGAAAAUCGUUGAGGCUCGAUGCUUGCCGAACAUGGAUUUACUCACGGAGCGUCUGCGUCGAUGUUUCACCGCAUUUGAAAUGUGUCGAGCCCCGUUUAGACGAAAGAACAAUCACCACCACCGUAAGAUCAUCACCAGCGACCCUUACGUAACGGUCUGCUUAGCCGGUGCAACGGUGGCACGAACGCGCGUGAUUUCAAAUUCCCAGCAGCCGGUUUGGAACGAGCGGUUCAAAAUCCCCCUGGCCCACCCAGCAUCAUGCAUCGAGUUUUAUGUUAAGGAUAAUGACGUGUUCGGCGCUGAUUUGAUCGGAGUCGCUACGGUGCCAGCGGUUAAGGUUCUCAUCGGUGAAACGGUUAGCGGUUGGUUCCCUGUAAUCAGCUCUUAUGGAAAACCACCUAAGCCUGACUGCGCGGUUCACCUGGAAAUGAGAUUCAUCAAAUGCGAAGAAAUCCCAUUUUACAGAUACGGAAUGGCGGCAAACCCAUCGGAAUUCGGAAUCGGAAACUGUUAUUUUCCGGUCCGGCAUGGGGGUUCCAUAACUUUAUACCAAGACGCGCACGUGAAUGAAUCGAUGGUACCAGAGAUCGAAUUGGAGAACGGAACCGUGUUUAAGCACGAGCCGUGUUGGGAAGAUAUCUGUCAUGCAAUUCUAGAGGCGCAUCAUUUGGUUUACAUCGUCGGAUGGUCGAUUUUUCAGCAGGUGAAGCUUGUAAGAGAGCCGACACGGCCGUUGCCCAGUGGUGGGAAUUUGAGUUUGGGGGAAUUGCUUAAGUACAAGUCACAAGAAGGGGUUAGAGUUUUGCUGUUGGUUUGGGAUGACAAGACUUCCCAUAGCAAGUUUUUCAUUAAAACGGCGGGAGUGAUGCAAACUCAUGAUGAAGAAACUCGGAAGUUUUUCAAGCACUCUUCUGUUUCAUGUGUGUUGUCCCCUCGUUAUGCCAGCAGUAAGCUUAGCAUUUUCAAGCAACAGGUUGUUGGAACCCUUUUUACACACCACCAGAAAUGUGUGAUUGUGGAUUCACAAGCAUCUGGAAACAAUCGAAAGAUCACUGCUUUUUUAGGAGGUCUGGACCUUUGUGAUGGUCGCUAUGAUACACCUCAACAUCGACUAUUUCAGGAUCUUAAUACUGUGUUUCGAGAUGAUUAUCACAACCCGACAUUUUCUGCAGGAAUCAAGGGCCCAAGGCAACCAUGGCAUGAUUUGCAUUGUAAGGUUGAAGGGCCUGCUGCUUAUGAUAUUCUUACCAACUUUGAGCAGCGUUGGAGGAAAGCUACAAGAUGGUCAGAGUUUGGACGUCGAUUCAAAAGGGUUACUAGGUGGCAUGAUGAUUCUUUAAUAAAGUUAGAACGAAUUUCUUGGAUACUAAGCCCUUCUACGACAAUCUCAAAUGAUGAUCCUGCAUUAUGGGUUUCCAAGGAAGGAGAUCCAGAGAACUGGCAUGUUCAGGUUUUCCGUUCUAUAGAUUCAGGAUCUCUGAAAGGGUUUCCUAAGGAUGUUUAUGAAGCAGAGUCUCAGAAUCUUGUUUGUGCAAAAAAUCUGGUGAUAGACAAGAGCAUUCAGACAGCAUACAUCCAGGCAAUUAGAUCUGCUCAACACUUCAUAUAUAUUGAGAACCAAUAUUUCAUUGGAUCAUCAUAUGCUUGGCCAUCUUACAAAGAAGCAGGUGCUGAGAAUUUAGUUCCCAUGGAAUUGGCAUUGAAGAUUGCUAGUAAGAUAAGAGCAAAGGAGAGAUUUGCAGUGUACAUUGUUAUACCAAUGUGGCCUGAGGGUGUCCCUUCUUCAGCAUCUGUGCAAGAAAUUCUCUUUUGGCAGGGACAAACAAUUCAAAUGAUGUAUGGAAUCAUAGCACAAGAGUUGAAAUCCAUGCAUAUUGAGGAUUCCCAUCCACAAGACUACCUAAAUUUCUACUGCCUUGGUAAUCGGGAAGAAAUUCCCAAAGACUAUUUUGGCUCAAGUUCGUCACUCUCGAAUAAUGGUGACUCGGUUUCAGCUUCACAAAAGUUCCAACGGUUUAUGAUUUAUGUACAUGCAAAGGGAAUGAUAGUGGAUGACGAGUAUGUGAUAUUGGGGUCUGCCAAUAUUAAUCAACGAUCAUUGGCUGGUUCAAGGGACACUGAGAUAGCAGUGGGUGCGUAUCAACCCUAUUACACAUGGGGUGAGAGGAAGAGACAUCCACGUGGUCAGGUUUAUGGGUACAGAAUGUCACUGUGGACUGAACACAUGGGAAAGGUGAAUGAUUUGUUCAAGGAACCUGAAAGUUUGCGUUGCGUGAAGAGUGUGAACAAUAUUGCUGAGGAUAACUGGAAAAGGUAUUCAGACGAGACUUUUACAGAAUUACAGGGACACCUGCUCAAAUACCCCAUUGAGGUGGAUAGCAGUGGCAAAGUAAGCCACUUGCCUGGACAAGAGACCUUCCCGGAUGUAGGUGGCAAGAUCCUUGGAACUCGAACAACGCUUCCUGAUGCUCUUACUACUUAGGCUUCAAUAUUUUUGGAGUUUAUAUCAUUGUAUGGGCUCGGUUCAACACCGAUGAAGGGGAGACAAAGGUGGGGCAAGUCUAGUUCUUCCUACACACAUAGUGCAGAUUACGAAGGCAUCCCUGGGUUAACACUGGACUGGUAUGUAAUUACAUGCCCAUGGUCUAUUUAGUGUGAAGCAUUAAGCAUUGCAAUCAGUAAAUCAGUACUAUUUGGCUUAAAGUUUUGCAAUUCCGACACCUUAAGUUUCAGCAGAAAGGUUAAAAGAGUUUCGUUUGGCCAACGGUUUCAUAGAUAGAGGGCUGCCCUUUGUAUGAGUCAGCCAAGUAAUCUAGUUGUGUACUGAUCCCAUGGCACUUCGAAAUGCCUAUAUCUAUGUUCGUCCAUUUUCUUU
Molecule: messenger RNA, 3448 nt
Organism: Durio zibethinus
Lineage: Eukaryota; Viridiplantae; Streptophyta; Magnoliopsida; Malvales; Malvaceae
Product: phospholipase D delta-like
Biological process (GO): phospholipid catabolic process; phosphatidylcholine metabolic process
Cellular component (GO): plasma membrane
Molecular function (GO): calcium ion binding; D-type glycerophospholipase activity
Source: RefSeq, a predicted model, not a curated record